Molecule: messenger RNA, 6960 nt
Organism: Branchiostoma belcheri (Belcher's lancelet)
Lineage: Eukaryota; Metazoa; Chordata; Leptocardii; Amphioxiformes; Branchiostomatidae
Product: von Willebrand factor A domain-containing protein 3B-like
Exons: 36
Coding region: 164-5503 (1779 amino acids)
Source: RefSeq, a predicted model, not a curated record
AACGACAAGCAGCUCAACACAAAAUCCGAACAUGGCUGCCUGACACCGUACGGGUAACCACUGGCUCCGGGGCAUAACACAGCUCCGAGUGGCGUUUUCUCAGUAAGCAGACGAUUCUCAGUGCCAAAUCUUUGUCUCUGGAAAGUUUAAAAAGAAUUUCAAGAUGGCCACGACUGUGGACCCGGUGAAGAUUCAAGCUUGGCGAGAAGAUCCCAAGUUUGAUCUGAAACACCGAGACCAGCCUCCUCGACUUGACCUGUACGACUUCAAGACCACAGUGGACAUGAAGGUGGCCAUCCCGACGCCGCCCAAGGCCACCUGGGAACUGGACGUCACUCCGGCCAUCUCCACACAGAAGUGGCUGACCAUGUACGGCCUCAAGAAGAACAAACUGACCAUGGGACAGAUCCUGCCUGCCAUCGGGUUCAAACACAGUGAUGAUUAUGACUAUUCAUUGAAGAAGCCGGUGAGCUCCAGGUAUGGAGAAGGGUUAUUCCAGAGGUUCCCCAGAAAAGACGGCAAAACAUUCAAUGUGACCGUCGGCAAAGACAAGUUGAAGCAGAUAGAGAGCAGACUGAUGCAGGCCAUCACCCUGUACAAGCGCAGGCUGGAAUGGCUGACGUCCGAAAGCCGGCGUACGUUUGGAGUUAUCCAGGAACACUGUGUGGUUCUUGUACUGGACAUCAAGACCAUGGACCCCGCAGAGUUCGAAAUCUGCAGGGACAUCAUCAGAAGAGUCAUCAACGAACAGAUAGCAAAUGUUGCCAAGUUCAACCUCAUCAGAGCACAGGAGGACCUGAGUGUGUGGCAGCCUGGAGGAGCCAUCCCGUACUCCGCUGAAAGUCGACUGUCUGCGCUGACGUGGCUGGAGCAGGUAGACAGGAUGGCAGGGAGGUCCAAAACUUCGACUGUGGAGUCAGUCAUCAGGGCCAUGAAUGAUCCAAACGCUGAAGCAGUUUACCUGUUCUACGAGGGGGACCUGUCUAAUGACACACAGCACCUCCUGAGACAGAAGCUGGUGGGACAUCGCUACCCUCUGCACAUCGUCUCUUUCAACGCAACCAGCGAACACACCACACGAUUCCUCAGGGACCUCACCAAACUCACAGGGGGAAGGUUUCAUGCGUUCACUCUGCGGGAAGGCCGUACGCCGAUCGGUGGAGUCCCCCCAGGUGCAGGCGUGAGACCGGAGGUGAUCGAGCUGUUUGAAGAACUGGAGGAGGCCAGGAACACCCUGUCUGAGGUGCAGGUGCUCAUUCAGGAGGCUCCUGAUCCCAAGACACAGAUGGCCACAGUGAAACCAAGACCUAAAGUGAAGAGUGAACAGUACAUGGGAUCAAAAGAGUGGUUAGAGAACUACGGUGUUGAUGCGAGAAGACUGGACUUCUACGAUGUGAUCUCUGGCUGCUGCUUUAAACACAGCGAUGGGGUCAUAGAACUGAAGAAAAAACCUGGAGACCCCAACACACAAACUGACGCUGACACAAAAAACAAGCUGGUCAAUGCAAAGUACUGUGACCGUUUUGCCCACACGAACUGGAAGGAUGGGUCAGUGGUCCAUGUGCACGUCACUCCUGAGUUCCACAGGCAUUACGAACAGAGGGUUGACACUGUGGUGCAGCAGGUGCAAAGAAGGAUUGACUGGUUGCGUGAGGGCAGUCGUGAGCUGUUCGGUACAGUGAUAGAGGAGCAGGUCUACCUUCUGAUUGACACAUCCGAGUCCAUGAGGGAUAGGCUCCCCUUCGUCAAGGAGAAGCUUUUCCAGCUCAUGCAGGAACAACUAAGACACAAGGCCAAGUUCAACAUCGUGAAGUUCGACACGCGGGCGCUCCCGUGGCGAGACCGUCUGGCGGACGUGAACGAACAAAACCUGGAGAACGCCUGGCAGUGGGUCAAAGGUCUCACGGCGGGGGGAACCACGAACACGCUCGCCGCCAUCCGCCUUGCCUUGGCCGACCACAACACACACGCCAUAUACCUGCUGACGGAUGGCAGGCCGGAUCAGCUACCGAAGACAAUCCUUGCGCAGGUGCAGCUCCACCCACAGGUGCCCAUCCACACCAUCUCCUUCAACUGUGACGACAUCGAGGCUAACCGCUUCCUGGCACAGAUGUCACAUGACACCAGCGGGAGAUACCACUACUACUCCACCGACGGGAGGGACCCAGAGGGACCAGAACCUUUUGAGAGUGAGGAUAUCCAGCUGCUGAAACAGGAGAUAGAACGGGCCAAGAGUGACCUGGCCAAGGUGGCUCAGCUCAGGGACGAGUGUGCAAUGUUGGACUGGAAGAACUCCGGCAGCAAGGCUAUCAGGAACCAGAGACCAGACUCAGCCUCCACCAGCUCCAGUAGGUCCCACCACUCCCGCUCCUCGUCCGGCCCCACCCCUCCCUCCACCCACCGCCCCUCCUCCGCACCAGGGUCCCGCAGACGGCCCAUGACCGCCCUGGGGUUCUCCCCCACCCCCAGCCACUCCCCCAGGGUCACCCCCCGCCCCAGGACGGCCAAUGGUUUCCGCAGUCCGGCCCACGCCGGCCACAGCCACGCCCGACACACGCCGCGACGGCCCAGGAGUAGGACCUCCGACCUGCAGAAGAAACCUCUGUUCGCUGGCCAGACAAAGACCAGCCUGUUGCGCAGCAUGAGUGCGAUGUCCAUGACUCCUCAGGGCUUCAGCGGCUCAGGGAACACUUGGAUGCUGCCGGAGACAAAAGAACUGUUCGAGAGGCAGUGGGUCAAGUACAAGGAGUCCUUGGAUGAAGCAGACAGAAUACUGGACAAGAGGAAAAAGAAGAGGAAAGCAAUCAUACCAUCACACCCACUAGACAUGUCCUCCAAGAAGUGGCUGAAGAAGCAUGGCCUGGUGGCCAAGAAACUGACCAUCAUGGAUGCCCUUGCGCCCACGGUCAUCCCCCACAAGGCCAAAUAUGUGCCUAUCCUGGACAAGCAUGUGGUGUCUAAGGUCUUUGACGAGUCUCUCCCCAUAGCCCACGCAUCCAGCACUGGGAAGCUGCGUCUGGUGAACCCACAAGCUGUGGACCUGGUCGGCUAUGAAGAGAGACUACAGAAGGCUGUGGACUCUUAUAAAAAGAGAUUAGACAUGAUAGUGUGGAGGAAUCUAUCGCAAGAGGAAAGAGACCAGUUUGACAGCGAAGAAGCCGUGUCGUUCCUUGAGAACCGCCACGCGAUGAUGCAGGCCCUGGACCGGCUGGGCUGGCCCGUCGCACAACAGGACAUCCUGCUGUUGGAAGACGAGAUCGCCCGGGGACAGAAGUACCUGCGCCAGUCCACGGACCUCAGGAAGGCCGCUGAGAAGCUGCAUCGGUCCACAACUGAGGAGGAGGAUGGCAGCAAUGAUGAGGAUGAUAUGGCGUCGGAGACGUCUGGAGUGGAGGCUGGAGACGAGACGGAGCGCAGCAGGACAGAGUUUGAGGGUUUGGGCAGUGUUUUACAAGGGAGUGGCGGCAGUGGAGAGAAGAGCACGCCUGGCUCAGGCAAGCACAGAGUGAAGAAAGUACUGGAUAAACUGAAAGGUCAUAAGGUCAUCGCGAGGAAAGAAGAGGACGGAUUUUAUUACCCUGGGAUUGUUGUCAAGUGCCCAAACUCCAGACAUGCGAUUGUGGAUUACCAUGGCAACGGCAGGCAGCUCACCCCCACCAGAUUUGUCAUCCCCAUGGGCGGGGCCAGGGCAUGUCCUGAGCUCAGGGUUGGAGAUUUUGUGCUGGUUAAGACCACCACAGAAGAGGACCUGGAGUGCUGGGUGCCGGGGAUCGUACAGAUGACACCUCGGAGAAGGGAGGUACAGGCCAAGUUCUACACCAUCCUGCAGUUUGACAAGAAAAGGGUGACUUCUCUGAGAAAGGGCAUCAUGAAGAUCCCCAAGUCCAGAUACGUGUUUGCCUGUCGUUACAUCAAGGAUGCACAGCAGAUCAACUAUGAAAUUCCCAGUGUAGACAUAGUGCAGAGACAGCCAACCCCAGUGAAGGAGGAGGAGGAGGAGAAACACAUCAGUAACGAGGACUCAGGACACGUGGAGACUAGCAGCUCUGAGGAGGAGAAAGUAGACAGCGAGAAGACUGAAUCAAGUUACUCAGGUUCUGAGUCAGGGUCCACCGAGAUGUCCAGCUCCAGAACACCCUCCCGAGCAUGCAAACCCACCACACCAAGGGUCAGCGAUGAGAAGAUAGAGGAGAUUCUGAGCCACCAGAAGACUCUGGAGGAUCUGCAGAGGAAACUGCAGGAGCAACAGGAGCAGCAGCUGGAGCAACAGAAGGCUAUCCAACAAGAACUACAGAAACUCUCCGAAGCAGUGAAGAACAAACCAGAGCCAGAGCCUAAACCUGAAUCACAAGCCACCGAACCACAAGUGGAUCACAAGCCACCAACAGAAGGUGACUUAGAGAACGUUGAAGAGGACAAUGAUCAGGAGAAACAUGAGAAAGUUCAAGAGUGGCUGAAGAAUGUAGAGAAGGAAGGAGAGGAUAAAGAUAAGGACAAGGACAAGGACAGUACAAAGGGCAGUCAGAAGAGUGAGGGAAAGAAAGAAGAGACGGAGGAAGAGAAAACUAAGGAGGCAAGCGAGGCAGAAGAGACGAAAGUGUCGAUGCACAUGGACCCACAGGGCAACGAGUCAGUCCUAGUCACUCAGGGUGACCGAGGGCUGCUGUUCUCACGCAAGCCGCCAGAGGUCGUUGCUGAGAGGGCAGCCGUGGCGAGACACAGUCUGCCCAAGCUGGGGCCGGGGCAGGAGGUUCUGGCCAGGUGGUCCGACGAGGGAUGGUACUACAGAGGAACGGUGAAACAAGCCCUGGGCGAUGACAGUUACUACAUUGAGGACAGUGUGGGGGACAUGGAGAGGAUCUUCAGGGAGGACAUCAUCACUGAUGAGGACGAUGCAAACAACAUCAUACAGUCUGGAGACCCGAUCAUCGGCCUGCACCCGAGCUACUCCUUCAGCUACGCUCCUGGAGUGGUGCUGGAGGUCCUGCCUGACCUGUGGACUGUGGUGCGCUACUACGACGGUGCUGAGGCUAAGGUGCCACGUGAGGAGGUGUACAAGAUGACAGCUGAGAAGUUUGAGAAGGACGUGGCGUACAUCCUGCAGUGUGAGGACAGCUGGGUGGGGCACGCCGUGGUCGCUAGGGACGACAGCGACGGAGCGUACCAUUUGGGAACUGUGAAGGAGAGAGUAGGUAACGGCCGUCAGUACGUGGUGCAGUGGGCGGACGAGUCCCUGCAGGUCCAGAGCUCCUCCUGCAUUUUCGGAGCCUUCACCAAGCGGCACGCGCUGGCGCUGGGAGACCGUGUUCUCGCCGUGGCCGACCCCGUCGCCCUCGUCUACCUGCCCGGCUGGAUCACCGGAACCAACGGGCAGAAACUGGUGGUGAAGUUCUGCAAUGGGACAACGUCUGCCCACAUCAACCCACGGCAGUGUUUCUGGCUGUCCCAGGAGUACUUUGACAUCGCUGUCAAUUUCUGGAAGUCCAAGCAAACGGCUUCGUAAAGUUCAAGAUUCAAGCAUCUGCCUGCAGUUCUACAACUACCCUCUAGGUGGUGCUGCAGUACCAUCGCUACAGAUGCAGACUGCCUGCUUUGAGAUUACUCAGUGUUUGAUUUAGAUGUUAGAAAACUUGAAAGACUUACCAUGGCCAAGUAACAAACAAGAAUCAGGAAAUACCUCCAGACCUCUGGUCAGUGCCAAAAUGUAUGUUUGUAUAGCUACAGUUAUUAAUGCAGUCGAUGAAGGUUUAGAUGUCCAGGUAAUGAAAUACACAAGAAAACAGUUACUAAAGCAAUUGGAUAGUCAUCGAUGAAAAGAGAGCAGAUGCUACCUGAAAGAUCUGACAGUUUUCAAAAUCUGUCCAGUUGCAUGAGUAACUGUUUUCGUGAGUUUAGCAGCAGUUCUGUGUUUGCUAGAUAGGAGGCAUUGCUGCACCAUUAAGCUACUGUACAUGUACUUGUGCUGAGAGGUAGCAGCAUUGUACCCCAGCUGUGUCUCUUUGCAGAAGAUCAUAGGGAAUUGUGUUGAUGGAGGCAGAACUAAGGCAUGACACGGCAAAUCCAGAUUUAAGGCUCUGACAACAACAGAAGAUACAGUGCCAACUUGGACCAAUUGUACCAAUCCUCGCGAAAACGACUGGCCCUAAAUCGAAGAUAAGGCAAAAGUGGACUUUAUACUCUAGACAAUUCGUGCCUUUUCACCUGAACUCCAGGGACGUUGAACCAUCUCUUUCUUAUUUCGAGUUAACCUCUUUAGGAGGGGGCGUUUGAGUGAAAAAUGUUAUGGUCUGGCUCGUAUUUUGGCAUGUGUUUCCUAAAAAAGCGAAAUUCUGUCAAAGCAAACGACGUCGUCAGUCAACUCCUCUGAAAAGUUCAGGUACUUGACAUUGUAGCGUGCAGACGUCUUCAUUCCGUUACAAUAUGUUCCAUCCGUCGCUACAAUUGGUCAAAACUGCUACAGUCGGUCGCAGUACGAUGCCCCCGGGGAUGAAGUUUACGCCCUGCGAGCGUUGAUCGAAAGCGUUUUUCAUCGAGGGCGCCAUAAGGCACCCGGCGGCCCGUCCCUCGCAAGAGCCUCUCCCACUCCAUUAGGGUGGAAACACCGUUGGAUCCGGAUGCCCCAGCAGACUCUGUGUCUCCACACAAGAAUGUGCCGGUGAAAUAGCACAGACCCGGCUGUGUUGUCUGGGGAGAGGGGCCCCCACCAAAACAUCGCUGCCCGCCUCCCUCGUUUAGACACCACAUAAGCACGCCGUUAAAAGGGUCUGCGUGGAAAAUCGGGGGCCUCGGAAAACAGCAACGGUCGUUAGCAGGAUUAGAAAUAAGUCCGUUCGGGGCCUGCAUCGCUGACGUAGAAAUCUGAGUGGGUCUGAAAGGGGGGAAAACAUCAACAGCAACAUUCAGUUACAUCCCUGUUGUUUAUUUGAAGAUAAACUGUAGCAGGUGCAAGAAUAAUACACA